Messenger RNA from Schistocerca serialis cubense, 2873 nucleotides. It is a transcript of the gene CalpA, whose product is annotated as calpain-A. Gene Ontology annotation, molecular function: calcium ion binding; calcium-dependent cysteine-type endopeptidase activity. Bases 276 to 2600 code for a protein of 774 amino acids. Gene Ontology annotation, biological process: proteolysis. NCBI's taxonomy places the organism in Eukaryota, Metazoa, Arthropoda, Insecta, Orthoptera, Acrididae. The transcript has 16 exons. Gene Ontology annotation, cellular component: cytoplasm. The record is from RefSeq and is a predicted model, not a curated record.
CUCACAGUCAGUGCGCGCCAGCCGGUCACGCCCGCUGGAGGUGAGCCAGCCUUCUCUUCCGGCCGCGUUCGUGUGCAGAGAGGACGUGGACGUGGCACGAUCCGGGCUCUCCGUGUGCUGCUCCUAAUCCUGCUCCUGCACGAGAGAUUGUGUGAAAGAGUGAGAGGCUGAUCUGCACAUAGUUUGGCAUUGCCAAGCUGUGAGUCACUGCUUUUUGCCGACUGUUCUGUGCUCCUCAGUCGCCGUACUAGUUUCGUGCUCACGUCUCAGCCGAGAUGGGUGAGGGUGAUUACGAAAACGGCGGCGAAGACACGUUUCCCAUGAUGAGGGACCUCAACGGCAUCCGCGAAAACCUCGACACUUUCAUCCGCAAGGCGACUGAUCUCACCAGGGUACUGCCCUCGAUCGCCAGGCUCAAAGUGCUCGGGGAGCGUGGCUCUGGCCUGCGAGCGCGGGGAGAGGUACAAGACUUCUUCAAGCUACGGGAGGAGUGUCUGGCCCAGGGAUCGCUGUUUGAGGAUCCGGAAUUUCCUGCACAAGAUUCGUCCAUCUUCUACAGUAAGAGUCCGCCGAAACCGUUCGAAUGGAAGCGUCCUAUGGAAAUUGCUUCCGAUCCCCAGCUCUUUGUCGAGGGUGCAUCAAGAUUUGACGUUCAACAAGGAGAACUUGGUGACUGCUGGUUGUUAGCUGCUGUUGCCAACCUUACACUUAACCAUAAUUUGUUUGCUCAGAUUGUUCCUCAAGACCAAGAUUUUGGAGAUAAAUAUGCUGGUAUCUUCCAUUUUCGAUUUUGGCAAUAUGGGCGUUGGGUAGAUGUUGUUAUAGACGACAGACUUCCUACUUGUUAUGGGCAGCUUGUGUUUUUGCAUUCCUCAGAACGUAAUGAAUUCUGGAGUGCUUUGCUUGAAAAAGCGUAUGCAAAGUUGCAUGGUUCUUAUGAGGCACUUAAAGGUGGAACAACAUGUGAGGCAAUGGAAGAUUUUACAGGUGGUGUUACAGAAAUGUUUGAGCUGAAAGAAGCUCCACCAAAUUUGUACAAAAUCAUGCUGAAAGCUUAUGAACGCAGCUCUUUAAUGGCAUGCUCAAUUGAGCCAGAUCCAAAUAUUACAGAAGCACAGACUGCAGAAGGACUGGUGAAAGGCCAUGCAUACAGCAUAACAAAAAUUAAAUAUCUUGACAUAGCUACUCCACGUAUGACAGGAAAAAUUCCUCUCAUACGUCUCCGUAAUCCAUGGGGAAAUGAAGCAGAGUGGAAUGGACCAUGGAGUGACAAGUCCCCUGAAUGGAGAUUUAUACCUGAUAGUGAGAAAGAAGAAAUUGGAUUAACCUUUGACGAUGAUGGAGAAUUCUGGAUGUCCUAUAAUGAUUUCAAGACAUAUUUUCACCGCCUUGAAAUUUGCAAUUUAAAUCCAGACUCAUUGACAGAAGAGGACAUAAAUGAAAAAGGGAAAAGAAGAUGGGAAAUGAGCAUGUUUGAGGGAGAGUGGGUUAGAGGUGUUACUGCCGGUGGCUGUAGAAACUAUCUGGAGACGUUUUGGGUCAAUCCACAGUACAGGAUAACAUUGGAAGAUCCAGAUGAAGAUGAUGAGGACAAUAAGUGUACAGUAAUUGUUGGAUUAAUGCAAAAGAAUCGUAGACUGCAAAGGAAAAUGGGAGCUGAGUGUCUUACAAUUGGAUUUGCAAUGUACCAUCUUCCAGACCCAGAUAAUCUACCAAAACCACUUGGAAUGGACUUUUUCAAAUUCAAUGCAUCAGUUGCAAGGUCACCCUCAUUCAUCAAUCUCCGUGAAGUGAGUUGUAGAUUUAAGCUUCCUCCUGGUGUUUACUGCAUAGUGCCAUCAACUUUUGAACCAAAUGAAGAAGGAGAAUUUAUUCUUCGUGUAUUCUCAGAGAACAAAAACAAUAUGGAGGAAAAUGAUGAAGAAGUUGGAAUGGGUGAAAUAGAUGAAAAAGUAAAGAAUGAGCCUGUACCAGAGGAGCACAAGUCUGAGGACAAAAUUAAGGAAUACUUUAAACAAAUUGCUGGUGAUGACAUGGAAGUGGACUGGAUGGAACUGAAAGAAGUACUUGACUAUGCACUGCGCAAUGAGAUGCCUAGGGAUAGUUCAGAAUCACAGGAUAUCAUCACCACAGUACUUUCACUCCUGUGUGGAUUAGUGUGUCGUGACACCCCACUUGCUCAGGCAUUUGAUGUCAAGCGGCAAGGUUUCUCUAAAGAUACUUGUCGCAGCAUGAUAGCCAUGAUGGAUGUAGAUAGAUCAGGAAAGCUUGGGUAUGAAGAAUUCAAAGCAUUAUGGACAGACAUCAGGCACUGGAGAACCAUAUUCAAAAUGCACGAUAAAGAAAACUCUGGUGUAUUCAGUGCUUUUGAGCUGAGACAGGCACUAAAUGCUGCAGGUUACAGGUUAAACAACCACAUACUGAACAUACUGAUGCAUAGGUAUGGAACUGUAGACGGGAAAAUAACAUUUGAUGAUUUUAUGAUGUGUGCUGUCAAGCUAAAAGCGAUGAUAGAUAUGUUCCGAGAAAGAGACCCCAAAGGAACAAACAGUGCAACUUUCUCACUGGAAGAAUGGGUUGAGAAGACUAUUUAUUCCUAAAAUGUACUCACUUGAAUUUCCUUCUGCUUCUCUAAGAGAACUGUGGAAAAAGUGCAAAUGUUUUGUGCUUUGCCACUAAAUAUUUGCUUUCAUUUCAUGUCCCACAGGAAUGGAGAGAAACAGCCAUGUGGGCAUGGAAUGAUGCACUCAGUAUUUUUUGUGCAGUUGGCUCACAGACUUGUAUAUUGGCCAUUGAAACACAUGUUUAUUCCUGCUGCUACAGAAAAAUAUUUUGUACAGUUUUUUUAUUUUAUUAAAAUAUUUUAAAUAUUA